Thalassophryne amazonica is the source of this 3137-nucleotide messenger RNA. RefSeq names its product colony stimulating factor 1 receptor, b (gene csf1rb). The record is from RefSeq and is a predicted model, not a curated record. Gene Ontology annotation, molecular function: macrophage colony-stimulating factor receptor activity; cytokine binding; ATP binding. The transcript has 22 exons. NCBI's taxonomy places the organism in Eukaryota, Metazoa, Chordata, Actinopteri, Batrachoidiformes, Batrachoididae. The coding region runs from base 47 to 3061 and encodes 1004 amino acids. Gene Ontology annotation, cellular component: CSF1-CSF1R complex; signaling receptor complex. Gene Ontology annotation, biological process: osteoclast differentiation; cytokine-mediated signaling pathway; multicellular organism development.
UCCCAGAAAAGAGACGUACAGAUGCUCUGUCUUGAUUGGGUUUGAAAUGUUUUUUGGUUGUUUUUUGCUGUUUCUGGUCCUGAACGGCUGCCGAGCUGCUGGAGAUCCUCCUCCUCCGUCAAUCCAGCUGAACGAUAACUUCCUGGGGAAUCAAUCAGAGGCCGUCCUGAUGACAGGAACUGCUUUCACCUUCAGUUGUCAUGGUAACUUGUCAGUCCGUUGGUCCAGCACUGCAUUUCGUCUGGGAUACCGGGGCGAGAUGCCAGAUCCUUUGGUGGUGUCCAAGUCGGACCCCCGACACACAGGGACGUACCUCUGUGGGUACACCAACCGGUCGUUGGAACACUUGGACACAUGGAUCCAUCUGUAUGUCAAAGAUCCUGCAGACCCGUCCAGCAUCUUUGUCAGUCCCCGCAGCACCCCUGAUGUCAAGGAGGAGGGGCAGGACUUCCUGUUCAGGUGCUUGUUGACUGACCCUUCCGUCACCAACCUCACUUUCCAGUUGGAUGGGGAAGCCAGAUCAACAGGACAUGGCCUUCCACCUGGCAUGAAUGUGACCUUUGACCCCUGGAGAGGAGUCUUGAUCAGAAACCUGAAGAUAUCUUUCAAUGGACGUUAUGUCUGCUCGGGCUGGAAACAUGGGACAGAAGUCAGGUCCAGACCUGUGGACCUGCGUGUCAAACCCAGGCUGCAUCCUCCUUCAGCAUCUGUCAGUCAGGCUCAGUUUGUCCAUCUGGAAGGAGAAAAGUUCGAAGUCACCUGCCUGACCAGCAACCCCUCCCACUCCUACAUUGUCACUUGGACCCAUCCACAUAUACAGAUGCUGAAUGUCACUGAGAGACAGACCUACAGCGAAGGUAGACUCUUCAAAAACAGCACGCUGACGCUCGCAGCUGUCCAUCUCAGCCACAGGGGGCGCUACACCUGUACUGCCGUCAAUGAAGCUGGAGUUGCCACAGCAACCACAUCACUCAGAGUUGUGGAGGCUCCGUACCUGACCAUCUACCUGCAGCGCACCAACAUUAACGGCAGCAUCAUAAAAGAGCACAGCGACGUGGUGGCUAAUGUCAGCAGCGUGUCACUGGCAGACACUCUAGGUGCUAAUGUUAGCACCAAUACCACUGGUAUACCUGGGGCUAACAACGCUAACAUUAGCAGUAGCAGCAAAGUGGAGGUGUAUGAAGGUCAUGGCCUUAUUCUUAUGUUUGUGAUGGAAGCCUACCCUGCAAUCAACUGCCAGCGCUGGACGACACCAUCACACAUCAACAAGAAGAUGGAGCACUACAGCGCUAACAGCUACAGGUCCGAGGCGAGCUUGGAGCUUCAACUGGUCCGUCAGGAGGACAGAGGACGAUACUCACUCCAUUUCUCAUCUUCAUUCUUCAGUGGUGUGCUGAACAUUGAUCUUCAAAUUUAUCGUAAACCGUCUGUGGAUCUGACUCGGGCGAAUCACACCCUGACGUGCACCAGCUCAGGGUACCCACUUCCCACAAUCCUCUGGUACAUCUGCCCUGGAGUCAGAGAAACCUGCAGAAACACAAAUGUGACAUCCAGACUACAAGCAGAGACACUGAGCCAACAACAAAAUGAGGAAGAGUCGUGGAAACAAGUCACCGUACGGCUGUCACCUGCUGAUGAUGUCACUGUGGAAUGUGUCGCCUACAAUCAUGUGGGAGUUUCCCGCCAUGCCGCUGUCUACUAUGAACCGCGCUGGUUUUUCAUGCCGGCUCUGAUCGGAGCGCUGACGGCUGCUGUGGUCCUCUUCCUUCUCCUGUUGGUUGUGUCAUACAAGUGGAAGCAGAAACCAAAAUAUGAGAUUCGCUGGAAGAUCAUCGAGAGCACCGAAGGCAACAACUACACAUUUGUUGACCCCGCCCACCUGCCGUACAAUCGAAAGUGGGAGUUUCCCAGAGACCAGCUGCGCCUUGGUGCUGUUUUGGGCUCUGGAGCUUUUGGGAAAGUGGUGGAGGCCACGGCCUACGGUCUAGGCACUGAGAGCAACAUGACCCGUGUUGCAGUCAAAAUGCUCAAACCCAGUGCACGCUCGGAGGAGAGGGAGGCUCUGAUGUCAGAAUUGAAGAUUCUCAGCCAUCUUGGUUACCAUGACAACAUUGUUAACCUUUUAGGCGCAUGCACCCGAGGAGGACCCAUGCUGAUGAUCACAGAGUACUGUUGCCAUGGUGACCUGCUCAACUUCCUGCGGAUUCAUGCUCAGGACUUGAUGGCAGCCAUUUUGAGUGGGGAUGAAGUCGUUUAUAAGAACACGGUGGCUAACCACACCCGCCUGAGGAGUGACAGCGGGAUCUCGUGCUGUUCCGAGUAUCAGGACACACAGUUGUCUCUGAGUCCAGUUGUUCGGGCAGACGGCCUCUCUGUGGAUGACCUCAUGACCUUUUCCCUCCAAGUGGCACAGGGUCUGAACUUCUUGUCCAGCAGAAAUUGCAUCCACAGAGAUGUUGCUGCGAGAAACGUCCUGCUGACUGACCGUCGUGUGGCAAAGAUCUGUGACUUCGGCUUGGCUCGAGACAUCCGUAACGACGACAGCUACAUCGUCCAGGGCAACGCUCGUCUUCCCGUCAAGUGGAUGGCACCAGAGAGCAUCUUCCAGUGUCUGUACACUGUCCAGAGUGACGUCUGGUCCUACGGAGUCUUACUGUGGGAGAUUUUCUCUUUGGGGAAGAGCCCAUAUCCCAAUGUUGCAGUGGAUACCAAUUUCUAUAAGAUGAUCAAAGACGGCCACCACAUGGCUCAGCCAGACUUUGCUCCUUCAGAGAUGUACCAGCUAAUGACCCACUGUUGGAGUUUGGAGCCCACAAACAGACCAACAUUCAAGUCCAUAGGACAGCUUAUUAAAAGGCUCCUCCCCUCAACCACCCACAUGCUGCCACAAAACAAAAAUGAGUUGAUGUAUAGGAACAUCAAUGAAGGGAAAGAAGAAGAGGAGGUCAGAGGUCAACAGACACAAAAGAGAGGAGAGGAUGAGGAGGGACAUGUUCAGAAAGAACUGCGUCAAGAUGAAGAAGAGGAGCUGCCGAUGAGGAACAUCUACACGCUCUCCUGAUGACCCAAAAUAAAUGUUUUUUUUUUUUUCUUGUUAUAAUCUUUCAGAAUUGAAAACAAAUCUGAUCAAGUUGAAU